Molecule: messenger RNA, 615 nt
Organism: Seminavis robusta
Lineage: Eukaryota; Bacillariophyta; Bacillariophyceae; Naviculales; Naviculaceae
Source: the annotation of a GenBank genome assembly
AUGAUGGGCUGGUUUACAAUCAAAAACGACCUGCUCAGUAUGGAGAGCUUUGCGUCGUCAGGGGUCGCGGUAGUCCUCGUGCUCUCCAUUCCUUUCAUGACCGACAAUGUUGCAUUCAACUCAAUAUCCCUCGCAAAUUUUGGUCUGAGCCUUCUGCUCUCACCCAUAAUCUUCUCUGACAGCUUCCAAAUCACAGAGCCGAAUUGGUGGUUCCUUCCAAUUUUUCUGGUUGUAUUGGAUGCUAUUCUGUACUGGGUACAUCGCUUUUGUCAUCGCGUCAAGGCUCACUGGCAAAUCCAUCACAAACCUGCCAAGAACGCUCUACAGUGCCUGGAACUUGAUACGUUGGAGUUCUUUGUCUGGUUUUCUCCCGUUGUUGUGGUUGGCCGCAUACUUCCGAUCCCUCGAACUGGCGCCAUCGUCUUUCAUUUGCUCUUCUUCAGUUUGCAAUUGGCCAUUCACUGUGGAAAAGACAUUCAGUGGCCCAUUUUCAUUAGCCCCGCAGACCAUGCCAUACAUCACUCACGACAUCACUACAACUAUGCGAACAUCUUCAAGAUGACUGAUAAGAUCUUUGGAACCUACUAUUACCCCCAGGUGGUUCCAAAUAGGUGA